Molecule: messenger RNA, 3123 nt
Organism: Anoplopoma fimbria (sablefish)
Lineage: Eukaryota; Metazoa; Chordata; Actinopteri; Perciformes; Anoplopomatidae
Product: endothelin receptor type B-like
Exons: 8
Coding region: 332-1573 (413 amino acids)
Biological process (GO): G protein-coupled receptor signaling pathway; regulation of blood pressure; enteric nervous system development
Cellular component (GO): membrane
Molecular function (GO): endothelin receptor activity
Source: RefSeq, a predicted model, not a curated record
CGCAGCCGGAGCGGGGAGCCGAGGAUCCGGACACACAGCCGGACACACAGCCGGACACACAGCCGGACACACUGGACACCCACCGAAUACAUCGUAAUUAACCACCGAGGAUCGGGCCAAUUAGCGGAACUCUGCUGGAAUAUAGAGAGGGAAACUUUGGACAAAACCAGAAUUCCGCGGUCCGGACACCCCAGAGCUCGGACUAUCACCCACGCUGCCAGGCCCGGAGCGUGGCCCCUCAUGUGUGGAUACGUGUGUGAGUGCCUUCAAAGUGUGUGUCCGUAGACUGCUGAAGAGAAGCAAACUGUGUGAGUUCGAGGCUCGUGCGAGGAUGAGGGCCGUCAUCGCCCUGCUUUGUCUCCUGAUAGUCGCAGAGGUCAGGGCCUCUCGGGUCGCCCGCGACGCCCAGGUCGGCCUCGCAGCUUCGGGGCCCUCAAGUACUAACGCCUCUGCCCUGCUCCUGCCCCCGCAGCUGAGCAGACCGCAGGGCCCCUUCCCCACCAUCUGCUUAAAGCCCACAGAGAUCAAGCACGCCUUCAAAUACGUCAACACCAUCGUGUCCUGCCUGAUCUUUGUGGUGGGCAUCAUCGGCAACUCGACGCUGCUCAGGAUCAUAUAUAAGAACAAGUGCAUGAGGAAUGGGCCCAACGUCCUGAUCGGCAGCCUGGCUCUGGGGGACCUGCUUUAUAUCAUCAUCACCAUCCCCAUCAAUAUAUUUAAGCUAAUAGCCGAGGACUGGCCAUUCGGCGUGUACAUCUGUAAAUUGAUGCCGUUCAUCCAGAAAGCUUCAGUGGGAAUCACUGUCCUCAGCCUGUGUGCUCUCAGUAUUGACCGCUACCACGCAGUGACGUCAUGGAGCCGGGUGAAGGGGAUGGGCAUCCCUCUGUGGAAAGCGGUGGAGGUGACUCUGAUCUGGCUGGUGGCUGUGAUGCUGGCGGUGCCCGAGGCGCUGGCCUUCGACAUGAUGGAGAUGUCGUACAGAGGCAACAAGCUGCGCGUGUGUCUACUCCAUCCGGAACAGACAACAAGCUUUAUGAAGUUCUACCAGGACAUGAAAGACUGGUGGCUGUUUGGCUUCUACUUCUGCUUCCCGCUGGCCUGCACAGGAAUCUUCUACACACUAAUGUCAUGCGAGAUGCUCAGUCGCAAAAAGGGCAUGCGCAUCGCACUCAACGACCACAUGAAACAGCGGAGGGAAGUAGCGAAGACAGUGUUCUGCCUCGUGCUGAUUUUCGCUCUCUGCUGGCUGCCUCUUCAUCUCAGCCGCAUCCUGAAGAAAACAAUCUACGACCAGAACGACCCCAACCGCUGUGAACUGCUCAGCUUCCUGUUAGUGAUGGAUUACAUCGGCAUCAACAUGGCCUCCCUAAACUCCUGCAUUAACCCGAUUGCCCUCUACUUUGUCAGCCAGAAGUUUAAAAACUGCUUCCAGUCUUGUCUGUGCUGCUGGUGCUACAGAACGUCUCCUCUGGAUGAACGAGGUUCGGGGGGACGCUGGAAGGGCUCUUGUCACGGGAACGGACUAGACCGCUCCAGCUCCCACUCCAGUCAGAAAUACACCAGCUCCUCUUAAACACACACACACACACACACACACACACACACACACAUAGGCACUCUCUUACUUCUUGUGCCAAAAAAACCCACGUUCCCAUCAGCUCCCAUCACGGAGAAACAGCUGCCACUGACAACCGACCAGUGAGGAGAGAGAAAAUGGAGCGAGGUAGAAGCCACUUCUACAGGACUCACAGGAGACUGAAAAAAACAAACCAGGAUGGAUCCGAACCGGACAGGACUGUACCUUGUGUUUGUAGGCCGUCAUACUAACUGCAGAAACAACGUAUGAUAAAUAUGUUCAUACUCCCCACACUGAGGCCUGUGCAGAGGACUGAACGUUUUCUCAGUGGACCAACAUGGUCAACACAUUUAUAAAAAGUGUUUAUUAAUGCCGCAUGUAAAUUUAUGUACAGGAUUAUUUACGAGCAGACUGAGACCGAUGGUUAUAUCCAAUCAACGUAUGAAUAACAGCUCUGAUAAGUGCUACCUGUUGAAGCUUUGAUACCUCACAGGGAGAGAUAGAGGGAAACUGUGAUUCCAAGUUAUGUUCCAAAAGUUUUUUUUUUAUAUAUUAACACACGACUGCGCCUCGGCAUAAAGACACAAAAGCCAAUUAUCUGACAAUCAACACACACAGUCGCUGAGCUUCCCGAUGCCCAUGUACCCCGGUGACAUCAUCCCAGAGUGAAAAGGAGCCCACUGUCAUGUGGAGAAACCAAUCUUUGGAAAUCUUUUAUCUGGAAACCAUCACCGCUCUGAGUCAUGUGGAGGCCAGCUGUUGUCCUAGAACACUGACAAACACCAGAUGAUUCCAGUCAUGCUACACAGAGGGGAUCAUUUAUGAGUACUUUUAUUAUUGCAGUGUUCGUGCUGUCGUACGUGUGUAGCUGUCUGAUCCACUCUAUAAGUCUUAACCUCUCCUACAAUGAAGCUUUUCUAUUUUUCUAAAAAAGUAUAUCACAUGAGACGUGAAGGCUGUUUAUUACCACAGCAUGAGGUGUGCAUUUAUUAUUUCCAAAUAUUUCACCUCUUGUGAGUGGUCAUGUUGCAACAAUUUUCCAUGUGGCUGGAAAUGAUUUCUGAGAGCAGCUGGGGGAGAAUUAUCCCAAAAUUGACCAAUUUGUUUUUAAGGAGCGAUUGUUUUUGGGGAUUACAUUUAUUUAAGUUUGUAAUGGUCAUAGAAAAAUAUUUAUAUAUAUAAAUUGCUUCCAUUAAAUGUAAUCCAGGUAAAUGUGUGCUCUUGCAAAAUCAAAUCUGUGUCCACACUGAAAUAGAUUUUGAUUUAUUCAGUAUGUUCGGACAGAGUAUUUUCAUUUUCCUCUGUAAUAGAGUGAUCAAAUCGGCAGAUGAUGCAGCAUGUGACCCAUUAAGGCUUCAUGUGUAUUUAUAUGGAUAUGUUUUUCUCCCUGUUUUUUGAUACAUCUAGAGGCGACUGUCUGAGACUUUUAGAGGUGAUUUGAGGUUGAAGAUCAAAUGAAAUGUGAAUAUUGGCCCUGGUGUUUUAAAUCACAUUUAUACUUUAUACUUAUUUGAUGAGAGUAUGCUGUAAUAAAUAUUAUUUUAUAG